Messenger RNA from Rhizophagus irregularis DAOM 181602=DAOM 197198, 465 nucleotides. Lineage: Eukaryota; Fungi; Glomeromycota; Glomeromycetes; Glomerales; Glomeraceae. The record is from RefSeq and is a predicted model, not a curated record.
AUGCGAGUCCAAGAAUUUGGAUUAGUUGGUGAAAUGUUGAUAUGGCCGUAUCGGGUAUUAACCGAUUAUAAAGUGGCACAUGGGCCAACAAUAUUCACAUUAUUUAAUCCUGUUAAAAAAAAUCGAAAUAAUGAUUUAGCUUUGGUAAAACAAUUAGAAGAUAAAGAAUCGAAAAUAAAUCAACUGCCGGUUUCAAGAAAAGAAAAUGAGAAGAAAGAAUUAACUCCCAUGCAAGUAGAUAAGAAAGAAGAAAAAUUUCAUAAAAAAGGGAGAGAAGAAAAAGAAUGGAAGACUCCUUCGCCAAAUCAGCGAAGUAGUAAAGCCGCAAAGGUUAUUAAAGAAGCAAGUGAACAGGUGAAGUUGUUGCGUUACCAAGUAAGGCAGACGUUGAAGCAAGCAACAACUGUAACGCCACCAUGGGAAAGAGAAAAAAGAAAACUAAGAAACGAUACAUAUAUUGACUAG